Messenger RNA from Phyllotreta striolata, 491 nucleotides. The record is from the annotation of a GenBank genome assembly. Lineage: Eukaryota; Metazoa; Arthropoda; Insecta; Coleoptera; Chrysomelidae.
AAAUAAAAAAAAACCUCGCGCGAAGUAUGGUGGAGUUCAGCGAAAACGAGCGAGAAAAGUUGCGCGCCGAAGCUCUAAGUACCGUCAUAGAAGUCGGAAGUUCUUCGUUACAGGAGGAGCACCGUAAAACUGGCAAAGCCUUGGCGAUUGGUAUAGUGGUAUUCGUUGUGGCGCUCGGUUUGUACCAUGCCGUCGUCUACGGAUCGUCCAGAUUAUCAGCGCUCGUCGGUGGUUUCAUCAUCAUGUUGCUCUACGUGGUUUCCUUGCUCUACUCCUGGCAUCGCAAGAAAAAACUCACCAAAUCUAACGAGGCGGCUUUGCAGCAGAAGAUAAAGGAAGUCAUCGUGAAAGCGUCGAAGUCUCCUUUGAAAAAACCGGAUAGCGAGAGCGACAGGAAACAGGCGGCCCUGCAGGAGCGCCCGCUCCUCGUCAGGACCUACUCCGUGGCAUAAUUACCGGGGAGCAAAAGGAACGAGUGAAACUGGAACGCA